Molecule: messenger RNA, 1514 nt
Organism: Zingiber officinale
Lineage: Eukaryota; Viridiplantae; Streptophyta; Magnoliopsida; Zingiberales; Zingiberaceae
Product: mediator of RNA polymerase II transcription subunit 31-like
Exons: 8
Coding region: 521-1186 (221 amino acids)
Biological process (GO): regulation of transcription by RNA polymerase II
Cellular component (GO): core mediator complex; mediator complex
Molecular function (GO): transcription coregulator activity
Source: RefSeq, a predicted model, not a curated record
UUCUUCAGCGCCUCCCCCCUCCCGUCGUGUAGCCGCGCCAGUCACCUCUCCCUUGCGAGACGCUGCCCACCUCUUCUCCUCUCCCCCGGACUCCGGCACCGGCGACGGCAUAGUAGUCUUACUGCCUGAUUUCUUCUCCGCAAAGCGAAUCGAAGAACUGCCUGCGUCCACAUCUGCUAUUUCUUACAGCCGCAGGGUCGCUGGUGACUCUCUCCUCCUCUUCGGAAACGACGCGGCGGCGCAUUACAGGCGAAAAUCAACUCUACGUGGUGGAGCAAUACUUGUGCUUGUUUGUGUUAUAUCUUCCUGCAAUUUUGUGCGAAGUGCUUGGUAUCCCCAAGCCGAUAUCUUUGAAAUCCUUUAGUAUUAUCCUUCUGUUAGGUCAGACCACCAAAGUGCAAAGGAGCAGAGAUGGGUUUGUAACGAGCUUGGCCUGGUAACAAUCCAUUUUAGACAACAAGACUGCUUCCUAGAUUCCUAAUUCUUCCAGCUAUAGGCUUCUUAUCUGGGCUCAAAAGCAAUGACUUCCAGCAAAGAUGAUGUUGAUCAACCUACUGAUUCCUAUUCUCUACUUAAGAAUCCUUACAAGGAUCCUGAUGAUGGUCGGCAGCGAUUUCUUCUUGAGUUGGAGUUUGUUCAAUGCCUUGCCAAUCCAACUUAUAUCCACUAUCUUGCUCAGAAUCGCUAUUUCGAGGAUGAGGCAUUCAUUGGUUACUUGAAGUAUCUUCAGUAUUGGCAAAGGCCUGAGUACAUAAAGUUCAUAAUGUAUCCCCAUUGCCUAUUCUUUCUUGAGCUUCUCCAAAAUGCUAAUUUUCGCAAUGCAAUGGCACAUCCUGGAAGCAAGGAAUUGGCUCAUCGGCAACAGUACUACUUCUGGAAAAAUUACAGGAACAACCGAUUGAAGCACAUUCUACCCCGUCCUCUUCCUGAACCUCCUGCUGGUCCAGCACCAGCUCCUCUUCCAACUGCAGCACCAGUUCCAACUUCAGCCCCAGUUCCAAAUGCAGCUCCAAGUUUAACUCCGAUUUCUGCUCCAUUGCUUGCGUCAAUGCCACCUAUGAGUUCUGGCCCUGUACACUCUCCCAUGCAGUUUGUGGGACAACCUGGGUCUGCUGCCUCUGCUAUUUCAAAGAGUGACAUGAGAAACGCAAUGGGAGAUCGUCGGAAGAGAAAGAAAGAAGAUUGAAGGGGCUAAACUACUUACAGAAGAAGAAUGACCCAUAUGACAUGAAUGAGUUUGCAGGCUCUGUGCAUCAUCUAAUCGACAACUUUUUGGAUUUGGGAUGAACAAUGAUCUUGAUAUCGGCAUCUCCAUUUCGGCAACUUGCUGAAAAAACAUGCCUGCUUGGUAUCCAAACAUGCCAAAUAUACUUGCUAUUUAAAGGGCCAAAAUUACUCAAGUCAACUUGUCGUUGCAUCUUUUCUUCUGAAAUAGUUGAAACAUAUUUACUGCUAAUUUCAAGCCUGUUAACAGAUAUUAUCUUAGAUUUCAAGCCUGCUAACUUUUAUUAUUA